AAAAUAAUACUGAUUUUUUUUAUACUUUAGUUGAAAAUCAGCGAACACUGAACACUAGCCAAGAUAACAGCCUCUGUGAUUUGGAAUACCAAUCAUCUGUCACCACUAUCGACGCCCACUGGUACAUUCCGGAUAACGAUACAGUGUUUAUAACACGAGCGAUGUGGGCUAUUGAGGAAUGCUCCCCGUAUUUUGAUAUUUGGUAUCCGUUUAUGGACUUCAUGCCGACUGAUACGCUGUUGAGUGCCCGUGCUUCACCAAUGUUACUUCAGCCUGGCCGGAGGUAUCGGACUGCGGUCAAGUUCUGUGCCAGUGAUAUUUGCUUUCAGCCCAGGCACAGCAAUGGUGUCACUAUUAUACCCAGUCCGCCUGUCACAAGUUCCAUAUCUGUUAUCACGACGGACAACAGAACGCUUGCAAUAUUUGAACGUUUUUACGACCCCGACAUUGAGGAUGAGACCAAAGCUCGUGAAGUAGUGAAUGGUUACCGCUGGGCGUUAGCUGAUGUAUCACAUGACAACUCGUUAUUAUCGGCUUGGAACAAUACAUACGAGGAGAAUUCGACGCACGUGUUGAUUACACUUUCGACCACUGAUGACUACAUCAUCACGACAUGCAUCAGGGUCAUAGUUCAGGGUCACAACAAAGUUUACAUCCGGGCAUCGGUAACAGUUGACGUCACAGACUGUACGAAACCACAAUUUGAGUACAUCAAAUCAGCACAGGUGUUAGAUGCCGUUGGGUUACAACUCUAUGAUGAAGAUGGAGUCCAAAUUGAAAACACAGGCCGCGAAAUAGACCUACCUGUAAACAGCGCAUGGUCGGAGGAAGAUAAAGAUUAUACGCCAUAUACAAACCAACUGUCGGCAGUGUGGCCGCGCCUCAUGCAUGGAGAGUACACGUGGGCAGUUCUUCUCGUCACAAACAUGGCAGACGUCAAACGUUUCACUGACACCUACCUCGAACAUCUGAGGGAUCUCUGCUCACAUCCAAAUACCAUCAAGUGCAAUACAACACGUUCAAAUUUCGUCAAUGUACCAUUCUCAGACGGUCAACUCCAUCACGGCAAACGAUACAUGAUAUGUAUAAACGCAAACGACACUGUAAAAGAACAAGAAAUAUGGACGCUCUCUCUUAAUGAAACCACCGCUUGUAGCGACGGAAUAACUGUUGACACAACUCCCCCUCGUGCUGGUAAUGUGUGGAUUGGACAGGACAAACAUAUAGACUAUCAGACGUCCACCUAUGAUAUGUCCAUUAACUGGGACCCAUUUUACGAUGUGGAAGAGUUUGGAUUCACUCCACAUUUCACUGGCAUUAAAGCGUAUUGGGUGUCUGUUGGCACACAUCCAUACGGACUUGACAUUGUACAGUUAACAAAUGUUGGUAUUGUUGAUCAUGUGACCUUUCAUGGACUUCGACUACAAACUGGACAUGCUUACUACGCGACUGUGAAAGCUUACGAUUUCUCCGGCAAGUCAACUUCUGCUACCUCCGAGCUUACACGUGUGGACAAUACCCCUCCAGAGAAAACUUCGGCUACAAUAACUAUGCUGAGUCGACAUAUUGUUUCCCAUUCAGCGGUACAAGUUUGCUGGACUGACGUAUUCCUGGACUAUGAAAGUGGUAUAUCCUCCUUCUCGUGGGCUUUGGGAUCAGAGCCAGGAGAUGAUGACGUCAUGACGUUUACUUCGGUGGAAAGUCUUACCGAAUGUGCAGAGACCCAUCCUGACGCUCAUUUAAACUUAACCGACGGACAGGCUUACUAUGUAUCUGUUAUAGCUCGAAAUAGAGCUGGCCUUUCUUCGUUGGCAACCUCAUGGGCGUUUGUAGCAGACUUGUCGCCUCCGGUCACUGGGAAAGUGUAUGAUGGGAAGUAUAAUGCUGCUAGUUACAUCAAGGAUGUUGAUUACCAAACGAGUUCAUCAAUGAUAUCCUGCCACUGGGAAGGUUUCUACGACCCACAUACAGCCAUUACAGAAUACACGGUUUCCAUUGGAAAGUGCAAGCACUGUGACGAUGUAAUAUCCAAUUAUUCUGUUGGGCUAAGCACAGAAAUGACGUUUGAUAAUUUGCUACUACGACCAGGAAAUAAGUAUUACGUAACGGUCUCCACGUGUAACACUGCUGACUUCUGUGUUGCUUCUUCCUCCGACGGGGUCAUCAUUGACAACAGUGUACCAGUCACCGGGGUCGUCUUAGACGGAAUUGGUGACAUCGACAUUGAGUACCAAUACCACAGGUCAACGCUUAGUACCACGUGGUACGGCUUUGGCGACGCCCAUUCCGACUUACGUAACUACGUAGUGCGUGCAGGCACAUCACGUUGGAGUGACGACAUCAUGGCACCAAAGGAGUGUCACCUGAGUGAAGCAUUGGUUAACAACCUGUUACCUGCACUGUUACCUGUUGGCAAAUACAUAUUUGUCACGGUCCGAGCAUAUAACAAAGCGGGUUUAUAUACCGAGUCUUCAUCCAACGGUUUCCUGAUAGAUGACAGCUCCCCAAAAUUUGACUCUAAACCGACCUUAGCGUCUGAUGCAGGAAGCAUGAUCCCCAAUGUAUUGAUAUUCCGUACAAGUAUGAAAGUUGUCUGGCAGAUUUCUGACCCAGAAUCUUUUAUCGAAAGACAGUACAUUUCGUUAGAAUCACACGUUGGUGGCGAUUUUAACCUCAGCUCUAAACAGUUGGAUGGUUUUACACGUGACUUUAUUCUGACUGGCCUUGAUCUCCAUGACGGAAGUACAUAUUACGUCACAAUAGUAGCAUGCAAUGGGGCGGAAGUUUGUGCAAGCUCCACUUCAGAAGGCAUCUUUGUUGAUUCUUCACCACCAACCCGGGGAAUGUUUGCUUUACACACGGAGCAUUCGGUGAAUCUGCAGCUACAACGAAAUGUGUCGGAUUGGAUGACCUGGACAGAUUUUAGACUAAAGCUCGCCUGGCUGGGCUUCAACGAUAUACAUUCGGGGGUGGAACACUACAUAAUUUCAGUGGGUGAAACUUACAUGGCAAACGAUCUGUUAUUGUAUCCAAAUGAACGGUUGAUACAUGAUAUAGACACACCAUAUGCCAAUGGAGAGGACGCCAUACAAGUGUUCAAUAUCAGAACCAAACGUUUGACUUCGUCAAUGAGUGUAUACAUCUCUGUAACAGCCGUCAACGGUGCUGGAUUGCGGAGUCCAGUUGUGCAUAGCCGGUUUGUGUUAAUUACUGGAGGUGCAAUGGAACUGGUCCGUCGAUGUUCUAGUCUGACGUGUGCUGGUCACUGUGUGUGCUCUCCUCAGGACCAGGCAUGUCCUUCUUCACAGACAUGUGUCGACGUCACAAAAGACAACCUAGGAGGAGUUAUGGUAACUGAUAUACAGAACAUCGGGUCAUCCUCUGAAGGCGACAUCGACUAUAUAUACAGCAACAUGGCUGUAUCUGCCUCGUGGCAUUCUAUAGGGCAGACUGUGCUUUGGUACGAGUGGAGUGUUGGUUAUACACACAGUGAUAUCCCUGAUGGAGUAUACGAUCAUCUGAAUGACCGGGUUUGGCACGACGCCAGUCAGUUUCAUAACGUCACGGUCACGUUUCCACGAGGGAAGGAGUUGAAGAGUGGAUUCCAAUACUCCGUGUUCAUAAGGUCAUGGUUUAGCAUUACGACUUACGCUGUAUAUAAAUCCGACGGUGUCACAAUUGUUGAUCAACCUCCAAGUGUCACAAAGCUGUUAGGAGCAAUGGUGAAGGAGCGUCAGCAUGGAACAAACAAGAAGGAAGUUGACUUUACAAACGACCCUAUGAAACUUUACAUAGACUGGUCCGGCGUAUUUCUGGGUGCUGAGGAACAUAUCCACAUAUACGACAUCUAUGUCAGCCUAUUCCCAGGCGGUCAUGGUAUAUUUGAAAGUUCUGAAAGUCUCCCAGCACAUUUGACGUCACACAAUAUAACCUGGGCGCCUUUUCGGUCACAAGUCAAAUAUUACACGAAUGUGAUUGGUUACGGACAUUCAGGAAUUUAUCGUACAGCUGUAUCAGACGGGUUUGUGUUCGAUACUGACCAACCAACCAGUGGCCUCGUAUCUGAUGGACUCGGAAUCCAUGAAACAGAUUAUCAGAACGCCUCCGAGCAGCUGGGUGCGACUUGGGCGGGUUUCCGUGAUACGACGGGACUGAUCGGUUAAUAUUGGUGUGUGGGAGUAACUGCUGACUUAUCAGACUGUUCGGUCCGCCCCUGGCGGUUUGUUGGCCUCCAUACAGCCUACUUCAGUAACAUCACAACUCCUGUCAUU
Mizuhopecten yessoensis (Yesso scallop) is the source of this 4271-nucleotide messenger RNA. RefSeq lists its product as uncharacterized. The transcript is spliced from 25 exons. Bases 162 to 4163 code for a protein of 1333 amino acids. NCBI's taxonomy places the organism in Eukaryota, Metazoa, Mollusca, Bivalvia, Pectinida, Pectinidae. The record is from RefSeq and is a predicted model, not a curated record. Gene Ontology annotation, molecular function: protein binding.